This is a messenger RNA of Pleurotus ostreatus (oyster mushroom), 2163 nucleotides long. RefSeq lists its product as uncharacterized. The transcript is spliced from 7 exons. The record is from RefSeq and is a predicted model, not a curated record. Bases 1 to 2163 code for a protein of 720 amino acids. NCBI's taxonomy places the organism in Eukaryota, Fungi, Basidiomycota, Agaricomycetes, Agaricales, Pleurotaceae.
AUGACCGUCCACAAGAUCGACAGUGGGGAUACACGGAUAACCAAACUUCGAGACCACAUCGCCGAGCAGAUGGAGGGGGAGUUUAGCAUCGUCAGCGUCGAGGGAUUUCUCUCGCAUUAUCUACCAUUUGAGCCCACCGAAGACGACGUCAAGAACAUGGAGAAUUUGCUUUCCAAGAUGGAAAUGAGUGUCUUGGUUGAAAUGGAUGGAGACCUCCGUUUUCACGAAUUCGUGGUCCCCCCUUGCAAUGCUAAUGGGACAGAGACUCCCUCGUACAAACCUCUCGAGGAUAUUUCCUGCGCGAUAGCUUAUGUGCCUGUCGAGGGUCGGAAGCGCAACGAACUCAGCUUCCGUGUUUGCCCCAACACCGUCAUCAAGUCGCAAAUUGCUGGCUCGGACAACAAGGUCGACGGGUGCUUUACCUCAGAGGAUCCCGAGAGCAAGACGUUGGAUACCUCCCGUCUUGCGUGUAUCCUCGAAUACAAGCUGAACCCCUUGCAGGAGGUUGAGAACAACAAGCAAGCCCUGUCGGCAAGUGUCCAGAUCAUGAAUGACGAUGUCCGUCGCAUGUUCACAUAUGGGAUUACUAUUAUCCGAGAUCGUGUUACUCUAUGGUAUCAUUCUCGGUCGCACUCAAUGAUUUCAGAGCCCUUCAGUUUUGUAGAAAACCCACAACUCCUGAUCAAAGUGUUCAUGUCCUUCUUGUUCGCCACGGAGGAAGAGCUGGGCUAUGACCCGAUGGUCACGCGAGACGCCAAAGGGGACUAUAUAUACAGAAUCCCCUCUACCGAGCAGGGACAACAACGCGACCGUUUCUUCCUCACUACUGCUUCCAUCGCCGAGUAUCGUUCGAACAAUAUCACUGGUCGUAUGGCUCGGGUGUGGAAGGUGGUCGAAUUUCACCCGAGUGGCGCUGUGGUAUCGCCCAGCGGGCCUUCCCGUGUAUUGAAGGAUGUCUGGCUGGAGGAUUCGGCACCUACUGAGUCGCAGAUUCAGUCGCAGAUCUUCGAGGAUAUCAAGAAGUUCUUCCGUGACAAGCAAGACGCGCGAUAUCUUGCCUUCGAGAGGUUGCGGCCUUCAAUCAGUGACCUGGAACGGAAUGACAGAUACAAGAAAUAUUUCAUCCAAAUCAUGGCGGAUUACGAAGGCAAACGGACUAAACCACGCUCUCCCAAUUCGGAAAGAAAACGCAGGCUGUUUUCCACCGUUGAACCGUUAGCGCUCCCGACGACGUCAAAUCGGGGUGGUAGCGGGACUCCCCGCCCGACCGAAAGCAAGAUCACCUUCGAUGAGGGUCCUCGCGAAUUUGCGCCGAGGAAGCAAUAUCGGGUUAUCUUUGGAGAAGUAUGUGAGGCUGUUGGUGACCUUGGAAGCGUAGGCGAGGUUACGGACGUCCUCAGCCAGGCCAUCGUUGCGCUUCGCCUUAUGUAUUGCGCCGGCUGGGUUCAUAGAGAUAUUAGUUCUGGCAACAUUCUGGCCCAUCGCCGCAGCUCAUCGAGUCCAUGGCAAGCUAAAUUGUCCGACCUGGAGUAUUCACGGCGGUUCUCCUUGAAUUCCGAUCGUGGUGUAGCCGGCGAUCCAAAAACUGGCACACCCUACUUCAUGCCUCACGAAAUCCUCAGUUCUCGCUACAUCGUUCCCCGACAACCAGGGGCACAAAAGCCCAAGCUUGUGGUUGAUGACUUGACAAACGGCCGUCGCCCCCAGCCCCGCGGACCCCCGCCUGUGUACAAUUUCCAGCACGACUUGGAAUCUAUCUGGUGGAUUUUCGUAUGGACAAUAACCUGCCGAGUUUCCCAUGAUCCUUCUGUUGCUUUUGGCAGAAAGAUAUUCCAGAACCUCAUGGACCCCCCACUUGCUAGAUUAAAUUUCUUGGAAGACCCGAUCAGUGAAGAAUUUAUGGGGUGCCUGUCGUCACCAUUACAGCAACUAGCAAGCCCCUUGGAAGUGUUGCGCUGCUUCAUAUAUGAUGCAUACUUGUACCAUCAGACUGCUAAUGACUUGGCCGACCUCACAUCCUAUAUCGACGCUCACCAGGGCUUCGCGACUUUCUUCGAAGGAGUCAAACUGUCCCAGGAACAUUGGGGCGAUACCGUGUUGCUGACUUGCCAUCGUCCGGUUGCCAGUACGACAAUGGGACGACGCCCAUGUAGCCGACGCUGA